UAUGCUCUACAGCAACCUUCAAGCGUGACUCCCUCAGUUCCGAGAUUGUCCACCACGCGUCGUACCAUUCCCAACGACGUCGUUUGCUCCUCCUCCUCCCUCUCACUUUCCGGUGCGGCGGCGCUGCUACUUCCGCCAUGAAACAAGCUUCUUCUCCGGCGGCGGAGGAGGAAGAUUCCGUCCGCCAAUCACUCCGCACCCUCUCCGAUUCCAUUUCCCGCGUCCAAAUCCUCAAAGGCAAGUGGUCACUCGCGGCGGCGAAGGUCAACACCCUCCUCGACCGCCUCUCCGACCUCUCCGCCGCCGCGGCGAACUCGCUUUCCGCCGAUCUCCUCCGCGCUAUCGCCGCCACGUCCUCCGCCGCCGCCGCCCUCGCCGACGCCUGCCGCUCCCCGAAUCCCCCCGGCGGCAAGCUCAAAACUCAAAACGACGUCGAUUCGAUCUCCGCCAAGCUCGACGCUCACAUCAACGACCUCCAAGUCCUCGUCCGGAGCGACGCCGCCGACGCUGCGACUGCCGCCGGUCGGCGCGAACCGGUCCGGUCCGAGGCGCGGAACCUGCUGACCCGGCUCCAGAUCGGCUCGAACGAGUAUAAAAGCUCCGUCCUCGACUCGCUCCUCGGCCUCCUCCAGGAAGACGAUAAGCACAUCUUCAUCGCCGCCGCGUACGGCGUCGUUCCGAUCCUCGUCAACCUCCUCGACUCCAGCUCCUCCUCUGAAAUCAAGGAGAAAACCGUCACCGCCAUAGCCAGGAUCUCCGCCGUCGAUUCGAACAACCAUCUCCUCUCCGCCGAAGGUCUACUCCUCCUCAACAACCUCCUCCGCGUCCUCGAAUCCGGCAGCGUCUUCGCCAAGGAGAAAGCGUGCGUCGCCAUUAAAGCUCUGAGCAAUUCCAAGGAGAACGCCAGAGCAAUCGUCUCCCGCGGCGGAAUCUCUUCGCUGCUCGAGAUUUGCCUCCAGGGGACGCCUAAUUCCCAAGCCCUAGCCGCCGGCGUCCUCCGCAGCCUCUCCGCAUUCGAAGAAAUCAAAAACUCCAUAAUCGAAGAAAACGCAGUUCCAGCCUUACUAAUCCUCUGCAACUCCGGCACCGCCAUGGCUCAGGAGAAUUCCUACGGAUGCUUCUGCAAUCUACUCCCCGGAAACGACGAAUUGAAGCUAACAUUCGCAAGAGAAGGCGGAAUCGAAAGCUUGACAAAUUUCUGGGACUGCACAGCUCCCUCUGUUCAUAGCCUCGAGGUCGCAGUUACCUUAAUCCGCAUCCUAUCCACAUCUCCGAUCAUCGCCGACGUCCUCCUCAGCCGCGCCUUCCUCGACAGAGUCGUCCGUUUAUUAAGCUGCGGCGUAUUAGGCGUUCGAAUCGCAGCGGCGAGGGCAUUACCGGAAAUGGCAUACAACAGUAAAUUGAGGAAGGAACUCGGAGCAAUGGGAUGCAUAAGUUUGCUCGUCGGAAUGUUAGACGGGAAGGCCGUGGAGGAGCGGGAGGCGGCGGCAAUGGCGCUAUUGGAGCUAAUAUCCUACGCGCCGAACCGGAGGAUCUUGAGGAAGGAGGAGAAGGGGAUCAUUUGCAUAGUCCAAUUGUUGGAUCCAUCGGUGAAGGAUUUGAACAGGGAGUAUCCGUUGUCAAUAUUAUCGGCGAUUGUGCACGACAAGAAGUGCCGGAAAAUGGCGGUGGUGGCGGGGGCGCGGCUGCAUUUGCAGAAGCUUGUCGACGCGAACGUCGCUGGCGCGAAGAAGGUUCUUGAUGGGCUCCGGGGAGGGGGGCCGUGGGGGGUUUUUGGGAAGGGAUGAUCGAGGAAGAAGAGGUAUGAAUUUGGUUAAGGUACGUAACAAUAAUGUGUUUUCUGUACAGUGAUGUUUGAAUAUGUGAAUGGUGAUUCUGUGAUUAUCAAAUUGUGUUUCUUGCUUGA
Molecule: messenger RNA, 1906 nt
Organism: Andrographis paniculata
Lineage: Eukaryota; Viridiplantae; Streptophyta; Magnoliopsida; Lamiales; Acanthaceae
Product: ARM REPEAT PROTEIN INTERACTING WITH ABF2-like
Exons: 1
Coding region: 138-1787 (549 amino acids)
Molecular function (GO): protein binding
Source: RefSeq, a predicted model, not a curated record